AUGGCACGACCUCAGAUCCAGGAGGGCGUCUCGUCGCUGCUUGACACUGACCUGUAUAAGCUGACCAUGCAGUGCGCGGUGUUCACAUAUUUCUCCUCAGUCGACGUCGAAUACAAGUUCACGAACCGAACGCCGAGCAUGCGCUUAAACAAGGAAGCAUUCGCCUGGCUGCAAGAGCAAACGGCCAAACUGGGGACAAUUACACUGGCACAACACGAAUUGGAAUACCUGAGGCGGCACUGUCCGUACCUCAACUCCAAGUUCUUAAACUACCUCGAAUCUUUUCGCCUGCGGCCAGCUGAGCAGGUCCAGAUGACAUUUACUCCAGUCGACGACGAGUUCGGAGAUCUGGAUAUCACCAUAAAGGGCCUCUGGGUAGAAACCAUUUCCUACGAGAUCCCCCUCCUUGCCCUUACGAGUGAGGCAUACUUCAAGUUUGUCGACACAGAUUGGGAUUACGAAGGACAAGAAGAGAAUGCUUAUAACAAGGCGCGACGAUUGUUGGAGGCGGGCUGUGUGUUUUCGGAAUUUGGCACGCGGAGAAGACGGUCCUUUCACACCCAAGAUCUUGUUAUCAGAGGCUUGCUGAGGGCGUCGAAGGAGCAAGGUCUGCCCGGGCAGCUGGCCGGAACAAGCAAUGUGUACUUUGCCAUGAAGCAUAGCAUUCCGCCAGUUGGCACCGUGGCCCAUGAGUGGUACAUGGGAAUCGCCGCGCUCAGCAACGAUUAUGAGCAUGCCAACGAGCAGGGACUUCGGUACUGGCUCGACUGUUUCGGCAAAGGUGUACUGAGCGUGGCUUUGACCGACACAUUCGGCACUCCCGACUUCUUCAAGGCGUUCAGACGCACAAUCCCAGCAAAGACUUCCGGUCCACAAGAUGAGACGGCAGAAGAGUCAAGUCAGUCAUCCCACCCGGUCACUUAUGCGGAAGUGUUUGCUGGCAUCAGACAAGAUUCGGGGGAUCCAAAGGAGUACCUCAAAUUAGCCAGCGACUUCUACAAGUCAAUGGGGCUGGAAGGAAAGACCGUAGUGUUUUCGGAUGCGCUCGAUGUCGACAAAUGUUUGGAGUACAAGAAGCUGGCCGAGUCGUACGGGUUCAAGCCGUCCUUUGGGGUCGGGACACACUUCACAAAUGACUUCAGACGACGCUCUGACCCACAGAUCAAAUCGAAGCCACUCAACAUCGUCAUUAAGUUGUCGAAAGCAGGAGGGAGACCGGCCAUCAAGAUAUCCGACAACAUCGGCAAGAACACAGGUGACUCGGACACUGUUCGAGACGUCAAACGCCGGCUCGGGUACACAGAACGUGAGUGGGCUGAAGGCGAUGAGGCGAGACGAUGGUGA
Molecule: messenger RNA, 1344 nt
Organism: Exophiala dermatitidis NIH/UT8656
Lineage: Eukaryota; Fungi; Ascomycota; Eurotiomycetes; Chaetothyriales; Herpotrichiellaceae
Product: nicotinate phosphoribosyltransferase
Exons: 1
Coding region: 1-1344 (447 amino acids)
Biological process (GO): NAD+ biosynthetic process
Molecular function (GO): nicotinate phosphoribosyltransferase activity
Source: RefSeq, a predicted model, not a curated record